CUUCGUUCUCCGUCGGUUGUGUUGACAGGGACACGCAAAAACCGCGACCAUGGGAAAGGAAAAGACCCACAUUAACAUCGUCGUCAUUGGCCACGUCGAUUCCGGAAAGUCUACGACUACCGGACACUUGAUCUACAAAUGCGGUGGCAUCGACAAGCGUACCAUUGAGAAGUUCGAGAAGGAAGCCCAGGAGAUGGGCAAGGGUUCCUUCAAGUAUGCGUGGGUGUUGGACAAGCUGAAGGCCGAGCGUGAGCGUGGUAUCACCAUCGAUAUCACUCUCUGGAAGUUCGAGACGCCGAAGUACUACGUGACUGUCAUUGAUGCCCCCGGACAUCGUGAUUUCAUCAAAAACAUGAUCACUGGAACGUCGCAGGCCGACUGUGCUGUGCUGAUUGUGGCUGCCGGUACCGGCGAGUUCGAGGCUGGUAUCUCCAAGAACGGCCAGACCCGAGAGCACGCCCUGCUGGCUUACACCCUUGGCGUGAAGCAGAUGAUUGUCGGCGUGAACAAGAUGGAUACCACCGAGCCUCCCUUCUCUCAGAGCCGUUUCGAGGAAAUCCAGAAGGAAGUGUCUGCCUACAUCAAGAAGAUUGGCUACAACCCUGCUACUGUUCCGUUUGUGCCCAUCUCUGGCUGGAACGGUGACAACAUGCUCGAGCCUAGCCAGAACAUGCCCUGGUACAAGGGGUGGUCUAUUGAGCGCAAGUCUGGCAAGUCUGAGGGCAAGACCCUUCUUCAGGCUCUCGACGCGAUGGAGCCCCCUACCCGGCCCACGGACAAGCCCCUCCGACUUCCCCUGCAGGACGUCUACAAGAUUGGUGGCAUUGGCACGGUGCCCGUCGGCCGUGUGGAGACCGGCGUUCUCAAGCCCGGCAUGGUCGUCACCUUUGCCCCUGCCAACCUGACCACUGAGGUCAAGUCCGUGGAGAUGCACCACGAGGCCCUCGUCGAAGCCGUGCCCGGCGACAACGUCGGCUUCAACGUGAAGAACGUGUCAGUGAAAGAGCUGCGCCGAGGCUAUGUGUGCGGAGACUCAAAGGACACCCCGCCCAAGUCCACGGAGGAGUUCACCGCCCAGGUUAUUGUGCUGAACCAUCCCGGCCAGAUCGCCAACGGCUACACGCCUGUGUUGGACUGCCACACAGCUCACAUUGCCUGCAAGUUCAGGGAGAUCAAGGAAAAGUGCGACCGUCGUUCCGGCAAGAAGCUCGAAGACAACCCCAAGUUCAUCAAGUCAGGCGAUGCUGCCAUCAUCGACCUGGUGCCUUCCAAGCCCAUGUGCGUGGAGACCUUCACGGACUUCCCACCUCUGGGUCGCUUUGCUGUCCGUGACAUGAGGCAAACGGUUGCUGUCGGAGUCAUCAAGUCUGUCAAACCUAAGGAGGCAUCAGGUGGCAAGGUCACCAAGGCUGCUGAGAAGGCCCAGAAGAAGAAAUAACUAUGGCUGCUUGGCAGGGCCUCUGAAGAGCAGCAGCACGCAUGCUGGCCCCCAGCUGGGAAAAAGCUCCUGGCUCAGUUUUUGGUUACCCUGUUUCUCAACAUUUGGUUGCUGUGUCAAUGUCACCGCAAAGAGUUCAGGAGGAAAAACGUCUGUGCCCCUACCUGUUGAGAUGUUGUCAUUGGGUGUUUCUAUUUUAAAGUGACGCAAAUAAAGCCAAGCUGUACCACCCUGAA
Dermacentor andersoni is the source of this 1674-nucleotide messenger RNA. Its product is annotated as elongation factor 1-alpha 2. The record is from RefSeq and is a predicted model, not a curated record. NCBI's taxonomy places the organism in Eukaryota, Metazoa, Arthropoda, Arachnida, Ixodida, Ixodidae. Gene Ontology annotation, biological process: translational elongation. Gene Ontology annotation, molecular function: translation elongation factor activity; GTP binding; GTPase activity.